Messenger RNA from Penicilliopsis zonata CBS 506.65, 595 nucleotides. RefSeq lists its product as hypothetical. The record is from RefSeq and is a predicted model, not a curated record. Bases 205 to 540 code for a protein of 111 amino acids. The transcript has a single exon. NCBI's taxonomy places the organism in Eukaryota, Fungi, Ascomycota, Eurotiomycetes, Eurotiales, Aspergillaceae.
CCCCCUCCGUCACGUCUCGAUCUUCGACUCGACUCUUCCUCGUCACCACGUUCGAUACUCCUUUUCGGCAGCAUAGCAUGGCGUUUCUGGGCUUCUUUUACACUCGGCGUGGGCUGUGCAGAAAACUGAUAGAGCCUGAUUCUCUUUAUUUCCACCGCGUUUUAUCGAAUCGACAACCAGGCGAGUCUUCUCACUCGGCAUGCGAUGCGUGGUCUUGCCUGUCUCGACUCGACCGCUGCUAGCCCCCGUUCUUGGUUUCUUGUUGAUUUCAAUACUGAGGCAUUACUCUCAUGUAUAUUAUUGAUUGGUUUCCCGGAGAAAUAUCUCGACCUUGUAGCACCUAUCUGUGUCUCCCGCUCUGUUUUCUGUCUGAUUUCUCUCUUAUUCUCCGCUCUUCCCUGGGGACAGGAAUAUCCGUGUACCAUAUUAUGUUUUAUGUUGUUUGCUAUUCAGCAACCUAUCCACCAGACUUUAUUGGAGGCUCUCAGACAAUAUAAGACCACUACUGUUAGAUUUUCAGGCUAUUUUCCCAGCAUUUAGUGCGGAUAAGAUAUGAUCUGCAGGAUCUGUCUUUGCUUUUGCAGACAAGAAUUAC